AUGGCGUUUGCGUUGAGCACUAUAUCGAAGCUAUUCACGGAAGACGUCCUGAACAAGGUUGUGCAAAAUGCGCUGCAGUCGACAGGAAAGUCAGAUUUGCACAUCGCAAGUUACCAGGUAGAACCUGGCGCGGAUAAAGGGACGGGCUACAUGGGCAUCGUCUAUAGGAUCAGGGUGACCCUGUCUGACGGCUCCGAACUGACCCUGAUCGGCAAGGGCAUGCCGCAGAACAUGGUUCGCAGAAAGACCUUUCGCUCCGAACCGUUCUUCCGCAAGGAGGUGAUGUUCUUUAAUCACCUGGCGCCAAUGCUGCGCCAACUGGAACUCAAGCAGAGAGGGGAAGGGGCCAAGGACACCUUCCUGCCCAUUUCCGAGUGCUACUAUGCUAUGAGCGACGGCGAAAACGACUUCCUCGUCUUCCAGGACUUGAAGAGUCUGGGCUACGAAAUGGCCGACCGCAUCUCAGGACCGACCGAGGCGCAGAGGAAUAGUUUGCUCCACACCCUGGCCAAGUUUCACGCGCUCUCCUUCGCCCUACAGACUCUGCAGCCGGAAACGUUCUCGGAAGCGGUGGCGCCGAUCUACGAGCCAUGGUUCGCGAGGGAAUUCAGUUCGUUUUACGCUGGCUACCUUUACAAGCUCUUUGGGCUGUGGCACCGGGCCGUGCAUGACCAACUCAAAGGUACCCACUACCUGAGUAGGUUCGAAAGGCUCGGCGCGAACCAAAAAGUAUUUUUCGACAACCUCUGCGACUCGUUGCGCCUUCUGCAGCCUGCUGUGAUCAAUCAUGGCGACGCAUGGUCCACCAAUUUCAUGUUUAAGGGGCACCAGGUGAUGAUGAUCGACUUCCAGUUGGUCAGGUACUGCUCGGCCAUGACGGACCUCUCCAUGUUUAUCUUCAACUGCACCACCGAAGAGCAGAGAGCGGCAGCUGGUGGCACGGAGGCCAUUUUGAAGGAGUACUAUCAAGUAUUGUGCGGGGCCGUGGCUCAACUGGGCUUGCCGGAGUGUCCCUUGAGCUGGCAACAAUUAAUGGAGCAGUGGUGUGUUAACGGCCUGCUCGGAUUUGGUGGCUGUCUCGAGUUGGUUCCUCUGUCGUUGGUCGAGUCGGAAGACGUCCAAGAUCUGGACAGGGUGGAAGGGAACGAGCCGAUUCCACUUGACGAGUUGACCCAGUUUAGUGAACUGACCAAGCCGGAACACAAAAAGCGACUGGUUGACUUGAUUCGGCUGGCGGUCGACUAUAAUAUGUUCUAGACGAAAAAUCACACAAUAAAGAGAAAAAUUCUCUAUAUAUGAACAUUUUGUCGUUUAUGUGAGUGUGGCGCCUUCUCGCCACUAAUAACUGCCUUGCAUUUAACCCACAUCGCCAGGUGGCAGUAUUAAGGUGUGCGACAAGCAGAGCACCCUUACUGCACCUUAUCCCCCACUGCAAAAUCAGACUCGCACCAAAGCAGUCGCAACGCAAUAAUUUCCCUCUCCGGCUAGGAUGAGAUUUGGUGCGAGAAAAUUCCAUAAAAACGAUUUCAUAUUAGACCCGAAAUACGGGGUAAGUUGUAAUAAUUGUUUGUAUUUCGAAUGUGAUAUUUUUACUGUUUGUAUUUUUUGUGAUUUUGAUUAUUAAUGUAAUUUCACAGUCUUGAUCUUGCUCCUGAUCUUGGUCUUGAUCUUAUUACUAAACCACGAGACAUGAAUAAAAGACGAAUUACUACAAUGAGA
Cloeon dipterum is the source of this 1719-nucleotide messenger RNA. RefSeq lists its product as uncharacterized. The transcript has 2 exons. The coding region runs from base 1 to 1257 and encodes 418 amino acids. Lineage: Eukaryota; Metazoa; Arthropoda; Insecta; Ephemeroptera; Baetidae. The record is from RefSeq and is a predicted model, not a curated record.